Leptopilina boulardi is the source of this 6775-nucleotide messenger RNA. It is a transcript of the gene Chc, whose product is annotated as clathrin heavy chain. Bases 447 to 5483 code for a protein of 1678 amino acids. Gene Ontology annotation, cellular component: clathrin complex; clathrin coat of coated pit; cell cortex. Gene Ontology annotation, molecular function: clathrin light chain binding; structural molecule activity. Gene Ontology annotation, biological process: intracellular protein transport; receptor-mediated endocytosis. The transcript has 14 exons. The record is from RefSeq and is a predicted model, not a curated record. Lineage: Eukaryota; Metazoa; Arthropoda; Insecta; Hymenoptera; Figitidae.
CAGCAGGUUUCUCAAUUUGACCGAUUUCACGUCUUUCUUCAAAAUCAAUUCAACGACCAAAAAAAAAAAAAGAAAAUAUCACACACAUCACGUCAUUAAAUUAUUACAUAGUAUUUUUCCUUACUAUUAGGGAAAAAAUUUUUAUUACCGGGAAAUUGUCAUCCUUUAAACGAGGGACUAUUUUGCAAUCUAUGAAUAAAUUGUGUGGUGGGGGACGAAUAAUGGCGUCCAUGAUGGGUGUCAGCGGCAAGCAGUGACGGUAUUUGCCUUGCGUCAGUCGGUUUUUGUAUGCGGAUGAUUGAAUCGAGAUUCUCGGGGUGAAAGGUGUACGAAAAAAAAAAAUUGGUGUUGUUACAAUUAAAUAAUCGCCAUUUAGGCUGCGAGAAGAUCCUGCCAAAUUUUAUUGGCUUUAGGAUUCCGGUAAUCUUGCAAAAGAAUCAUAAAAAAUGACGCAGCUACUGCCCAUAAGGUUUCAGGAACAUCUCCAGCUGACUGCUGUUGGGAUAAAUGCAAAUAAUGUCAGCUUCAAUACUGUCACCAUGGAAUCUGAUAAAUUCAUCUGUGUGCGAGAAAAAGUGGGCGAUACAGCACAAGUAGUAAUCAUUGAUAUGAAUGAUACGGCCAACCCCAUUAGAAAGCCGAUCUCUGCAGAUUCGGCCAUCAUGAAUCCAGCUAGCAAAGUCAUCGCUCUCAAAGCUCAAAAAACCCUGCAGAUAUUCAAUAUUGAAAUGAAGUCAAAAAUGAAAGCACACACAAUGCCGGAGGACGUUGUCUUUUGGAAGUGGAUUUCAUUAAAUACAUUGGCAUUAGUAACGGAAACAGCUGUCUUUCAUUGGUCCAUGGAAGGUGAUUCGACGCCAAAUAAAGUAUUUGAACGUCAUUCAUCAUUAAAUGGAUGUCAAAUUAUCAAUUAUCGAACAGACGCUAAACAAACGUGGCUUCUUUUAAUUGGAAUAUCAGCGCAACAUAGUCGUGUUGUUGGUGCAAUGCAACUUUAUUCAGUUGAACGUAAAUGUUCACAACCAAUUGAAGGUCAUGCAGCAUCAUUUGCACAAUUUAAAAUGGAAGGAAAUCCAGAGCCAAGUAAUUUAUUUUGCUUUGCUGUGAGAACAGUGCAAGGGGCUAAAUUGCAUAUUAUUGAAGUUGGUCAACCACCAACUGGUAAUCAUCCAUUUCCAAAGAAAGCUGUUGAAGUUUUCUUUCCAUCGGAAGCUGGUAAUGAUUUUCCCGUUGCAAUGCAAGUUAGCUCUAAAUAUGAUGUGAUUUAUUUGAUAACAAAAUAUGGCUAUAUUCACAUGUAUGAUAUUGAAUCGGCUACAUGUAUAUUUAUGAAUCGAAUUUCGGGUGAAACAAUAUUUGUCACUGCACCACAUGAGGCGUCAGGUGGUAUUAUUGGCGUUAAUCGAAAGGGACAAGUGCUAUCAGUUUCUGUUGAGGAAGAAAAUAUCAUUCCUUAUAUUAAUGGAGUAUUGCAAAAUCCUGAAUUGGCAUUGAGAAUGGCAGUGAGAAAUAAUUUGUCAGGCGCUGAGGAUCUCUUUGUGAGGAAAUUUAAUAUGCUCUUUCAAAAUGGUCAAUAUGCCGAGGCAGCUAAAGUCGCUGCUAACGCUCCCAAGGGAAUACUCAGAACUCCAACAACUAUACAACGAUUUCAACAGGUACCAACGACACAAGGUCAAACUUCGCCACUACUACAAUAUUUUGGCAUUCUUUUGGAUCAAGGCCAAUUAAAUAAAUAUGAAUCACUUGAGCUGUGCCGUCCGGUAUUGUUGCAGGGUAGAAAGCAACUUUUGGAAAAAUGGCUAAAGGAAGAUAAACUUGAGUGUAGCGAGGAAUUGGGUGAUUUAGUAAAGCAAGCGGAUCCAACACUUGCGCUCAGUGUUUAUUUACGUGCAAAUGUACCGAAUAAAGUGAUUCAAUGUUUCGCUGAAACGGGACAAUUUCAAAAAAUUGUUCUCUACGCAAAGAAAGUUUCAUAUACACCGGACUAUAUAUUUUUAUUAAGAAACGUUAUGAGAAUUAAUCCCGAUCAGGGAGUAGCUUUCGCCCAAAUGUUAGUGCAAGAUGAUGAACCAUUAGCUGAUAUUAAUCAGAUUGUAGACAUAUUUAUGGAGCAAAAUAUGGUGCAACAAUGUACGGCCUUUUUGUUGGACGCCUUGAAAAAUAAUCGUCCAAGCGAGGGUGCAUUACAAACGCGUCUCCUCGAGAUGAAUUUAAUGUCAGCGCCACAAGUGGCUGAUGCAAUUUUAGGAAAUCAAAUGUUUACUCAUUAUGAUCGUGCUCAUGUUGCACAAUUGUGUGAAAAAGCUGGAUUAUUGCAAAGAGCACUUGAACAUUAUACCGAUUUAUAUGAUAUUAAACGUGCUGUUGUUCAUACACAUUUAUUAUCGCCCGAUUGGCUCGUUGGAUUUUUUGGUACACUCUCAGUUGAGGAUUCACUUGAAUGUUUAAAAGCAAUGCUCACUGCAAAUAUUCGACAAAAUUUACAAAUUUGCGUUCAAAUUGCCACAAAAUAUCACGAGCAACUAACAACGAAAGCGCUUAUCGAUCUUUUUGAGAGCUUUAAAUCGUACGAGGGACUAUUCUAUUUUCUUGGUUCUAUUGUGAAUUUCAGUCAAGAUCAGGAAGUGCACUUUAAAUAUAUUCAAGCUGCGUGUAAAACUGGACAAAUCAAAGAAGUUGAACGUAUUUGUCGUGAGAGUAAUUGUUAUAAUGCUGAGAGAGUAAAAAAUUUCCUCAAGGAAGCUAAACUCUCUGAUCAGUUACCGUUGAUUAUCGUGUGUGAUCGUUUUGAUUUUGUGCACGAUCUUGUGUUAUAUUUGUACAGAAAUAAUUUACAAAAAUAUAUUGAAAUUUAUGUGCAAAAGGUGAAUCCUUCGCGAUUGCCAGUCGUUAUCGGUGGUUUGUUAGAUGUUGAUUGUUCGGAGGACAUAAUAAAAAAUUUGAUUUUAGUUGUUCGUGGACAAUUUUCCACAGAUGAACUUGUGGAAGAGGUGGAAAAACGUAAUCGAUUGAAAUUAUUGCUACCGUGGCUUGAAUCGCGCGUUCAUGAAGGAUGUGUUGAGCCAGCUACUCAUAAUGCUUUAGCCAAAAUCUAUAUUGAUAGCAAUAAUAAUCCAGAAAGAUUUCUUAAAGAGAAUCAAUUUUACGACAGUAGAGUAGUGGGUAAAUAUUGUGAGAAACGCGAUCCACAUUUGGCUUGCAUUGCUUAUGAACGUGGACAAUGUGAUCGAGAAUUAAUAAGUGUUUGCAAUGAGAAUAGUCUUUUUAAGAGUGAGGCAAGGUAUCUCGUUAGACGAAGAGAUCCGGAUCUUUGGGCUGAAGUUUUGCUUGAGAGCAAUCCCUACAAGCGACCAUUGAUCGAUCAGGUGGUACAAACAGCUCUGUCAGAGACACAGGAUCCGGAAGAUAUAUCGGUGACAGUUAAGGCAUUCAUGACAGCCGAUUUGCCAAAUGAAUUGAUUGAACUUCUUGAGAAAAUUGUUCUCGAUAGCAGUGUUUUCAGUGAUCAUCGUAAUUUACAAAAUCUCUUGAUAUUGACGGCAAUAAAAGCAGAUCGUACACGUGUUAUGGAAUACAUUAAUCGUUUAGAUAAUUACGAUGCACCGGAUAUUGCUAAUAUUGCUAUUAAUAAUGAACUUUAUGAGGAGGCUUUUGCUAUUUUCAAAAAAUUCGAUGUCAAUACGUCAGCUAUUCAAGUAUUGAUUGAUCAAGUCAAUAAUCUUGAUAGAGCAUAUGAAUUUGCAGAAAGGUGUAACGAACCGGCUGUUUGGUCUCAAUUGGCGAAGGCUCAAUUGAAUCAGGGUUUGGUUAAGGAAUCAAUUGACAGUUACAUCAAGGCUGAUGAUCCAACUGCUUAUGUUGAUGUUGUGGAAACAGCACAUAGAACAUCACACUGGGAGGACCUUGUGCGUUAUCUUCAGAUGGCACGCAAGAAAACAAGAGAAUCAUUCAUUGAAAGUGAAUUGAUUUAUGCUUACGCUCGCACCAAUCGACUUGCUGAUCUUGAAGAAUUUAUUUCUGGACCAAAUCAUGCUGACAUUCAAAAGAUCGGUGAUCGUUGCUUUGAUGAUAAAAUGUACGAACCAGCAAAGUUAUUGUACAACAAUGUGUCGAACUUUGCCCGUCUUGCAAUAACAUUGGUGCAUUUGAAAGAAUUUCAAGGCGCUGUUGACAGUGCAAGAAAAGCGAAUUCAACGCGCACUUGGAAGGAGGUUUGUUUUGCGUGCGUUGAUAGUGGUGAAUUUCGAUUGGCACAAAUGUGCGGCUUGCACAUUGUUGUUCAUGCCGAUGAACUUGAAGAUUUAAUAAAUUACUAUCAGGAUCGUGGACAUUUUGAGGAGUUGAUAAAUCUUUUGGAAGCCGCAUUGGGACUUGAAAGAGCACAUAUGGGAAUGUUUACGGAGCUUGCAAUUCUUUACAGUAAAUUUAAACCACAAAGAAUGAGGGAACAUCUUGAAUUAUUUUGGUCACGCGUUAAUAUACCAAAAGUAUUGCGCGCCGCUGAACAAGCACAUUUAUGGGCGGAACUUGUAUUUUUAUAUGAUAAAUACGAGGAAUAUGAUAAUGCAGUAUUGGCAAUGAUGCAACAUCCAACUGAGGCAUGGAGAGAGGGUCAUUUUAAGGAUGUUAUCACCAAAGUCGCCAAUGUUGAGCUUUAUUAUAAGGCUAUACAAUUUUAUGUGGAAUUUAAACCAUUAUUGUUGAAUGAUAUUUUACUUGUUCUUGCACCACGAAUGGAUCAUACAAGAUCAGUUGCUUAUUUUACGCGAAUGGAUCAUUUACAAUUGGUGAAACCAUAUUUGCGUUCGGUUCAAGCAUUAAACAAUAAAGCAAUUAAUGAGGCUUUAAAUGGUUUAUUGAUUGAUGAGGAGGAUUAUCAGGGUUUGAGAACGUCGAUAGACGCAUUUGAUAAUUUCGAUAAUAUUGCACUUGCUCAACAACUUGAGAAGCACGAGUUGAUUGAAUUUAGACGAAUUGCCGCCUAUUUGUAUAAGGGUAAUAACAGAUGGAAACAAUCGGUGGAAUUGUGUAAAAAAGACAGAUUAUUUAGGGAUGCGAUGGAAUAUGCGGCCGAAUCUCGUCAAGCUGAAGUCGCCGAGGAAUUGUUGGAGUGGUUCUUGGAGAGAGGAUCAAAAGAUUGCUUCGCGGCGUGCCUUUUCCAUUGUUAUGAUUUACUUCAUCCGGAUGUGAUUUUAGAACUUGCGUGGAGACACAAAAUUCUGCAUUUCGCAAUGCCUUACCUCAUUCAAGUUGCGCGAGAAUAUAUCUCGAAGGUUGAUAAAUUGGAAGAAGCUGAAAACCGACGUUUAGAAGAGACUGAUGAUCAUGAAGUUAAGCCUAUGAUUAUGCCCGAACCACAAUUGAUGUUAACGGCAGGACCGGGAAUGAUGGCACCAGGCUAUGCACCCGCAGGUGUAUAUGGAGCACCUGCCCAAGGGGUUUAUGCACCCGCAGCAGCAGCGUAUCAAGGUUACGGCAUGUGAGAACCAUUGUAUAACUCAUUUUCAAAUACCGAUCAACAUUUACUUUUCUAUAAGGCUUAGAUCAAGAGUACCGCCCCUAGAAUCUUAGACGUAAAUUAAAAAAAACAAAAAAAUAAACGCUGAAGAAAUGUCACUACACAGCAGACAUCGUUACGCUUAGACCAGUCUAUGCUAAUAAGAAAAAAAAAAUAAAAUAAAUCGAUAUAAGACGUCGUCUCGUCAUAUAUCAAAAAAAAAUAUUUAUUGCAAAUUUGUAGAUACAAGAAAAAGAAUUGAAUGUCGAUCAUCCAUGAUUGAAUGGCCCUGUAAAGAAUUUAAAAAAACGUAUUGUCGUAAAAAAAAAAUUCAAAUUAAUAAAUAAAUUAUUUUCCCUCUCGUGGAGAAAAAUAAAUUUUAAAAUUCGCGUUUGCAUUUAGUGUUGAGAUGAAAAAAAUAAUAAAUUUCAUCCGAAUGAUUAGAAUUAUUCUCGUGUUGUAUAAAAAAAAAAAAAAAAAAAAAUAUGAUUGUGUCAGGUGUGUGUAGUUUGCUUGUGGCAUGACUUCCGAAAUACUCUACGUCGUCCCUCUUCCAGAAAAAGCAAAAAUAAUAAAUAACCCAACAAAACAAAAUUUGUUUCACGUAAAGAGUAAUUUGAAUAUAAAUCUUGAUGUACACAAAACAAAUUUUCAUGCAACUCGUAACUUUUCAGGAGCUUGAUCGUUAAAAGAAAAAAAAAAUGAAAUUCACAUAAUGACACGAGUCAUUGAAUUAUAAAAAGUAUUUUCUUUUUUUAAAGGAAAAAAAAAAAUUCUUUAAAGGAAUUAAGUUUUAGAAUAUUUUGAACUUAUUUGUUAAACUGGCAGUUAACAUCACAAUCUAGCUGCUUGUCUAUCUGUUAUUUGUUCCGUCGUAUAUUUUGUUAUACUUGUCCAGACGUAUGUUAGAUAGAAUUUUCAUUUAAACUGCAAGAGAAAAAAAAAUAUAACUUUUGAAGUCUUUUGAUUUUGAGAUAACUUUUUUUUUUUAAUAUAGAAUUGUUACGUCUCUAAUUUAAUUAGAACACCCUUCCCCCCAGCGUGGCGUCUUUAAUCAGUGUAACUAAAAAUAGUUCGAGUAGUAUUUUCUCUUUUUUUUUAAAUAAAAAUAGAAAAAGAAUUUUUUAAAUAUUUUGUAAAUGCUUUGUUUUUGGUUUCUUUUUUUUUUAAAAAAAACUGUUUAGAUCGACUUUAAUAUAUAUUAAAUAUUGCCUUGAGAAAAAGAGAAAGAAAAGUCUUUUUUGACUAUCGUGUAGUAAACUUUAGUAAAAACAAAAA